Messenger RNA from Daucus carota subsp. sativus, 1434 nucleotides. RefSeq lists its product as uncharacterized. Gene Ontology annotation, molecular function: prostaglandin-E synthase activity. Gene Ontology annotation, cellular component: mitochondrion. The coding region runs from base 133 to 1107 and encodes 324 amino acids. Lineage: Eukaryota; Viridiplantae; Streptophyta; Magnoliopsida; Apiales; Apiaceae. The transcript has 6 exons. The record is from RefSeq and is a predicted model, not a curated record.
UCAACAAUCUUGACCAGGAAGGUGAAAAAGAAGGCGAGAUGCAUAACUCAUAAAUCUUGUGGUUUUAGAGGAAGAAACGACCAAACAAAUCUCUCAUACACACAAACCUCCGAUCUUUCUAAUCUCUCUAAAAUGAAUCGAGCUACUUACAAUCUCGCCUCUCUCGCUCUCUCCCGUUCUUUUCUCGCCGGCGGUCACUCCGCCGCCGUCAUCCGUCCACGUCUCCUCCUCACCGCCAGAUUACUCUCCUCCUCCGCCACUCCGGAGGUGUCGCCUCCGUCGACGAAUCGGCUUAAGCCGUCAAUUGCAGUCUCCGGCGGUAUUAUCGCCGGCGCCGGAGUGGCAUCGUAUCUUGAAGAGCAAGUUUAUGCGAAGGAGAUGCCUUUGUCGCCGGAGAAGAUGCCGAAGGAGGUUGUGUUGUAUCAGUAUGAAGCUUGUCCGUUCUGUAACAAAGUUAAAGCUUUCAUGGACUACUAUGAUAUGCCCUACAAAAUUGUGGAAGUGAAUCCACUUAGCAAAAAGGAAAUCAAAUGGUCCGACUAUAAGAAGGUGCCUAUUUUAGUGGUGGAUGGUCAACAGAUGAAUGAUUCAUCAGCGAUUAUUGAUAAGUUGGAUAGCAUGAUUAAUUCUGAGAAAUCUGCUGAACAAGUCCCGGAUAAUGAUGAAGAGAAGCAGUGGAGAAGUUGGGUAGAUAAUCAUCUCGUUCAUAUGCUAUCACCUAACAUCUACCGUACUACUUCAGAGGCUUUGGAAUCCUUUGAUUACAUUACAAGCAAUGGAAAUUUCAGCUUCACUGAAAAAUACACUGUAAAAUAUGCGGGUGCUGCUGCCAUGUAUUUUGUAUCCAAGAAUUUGAAGAAAAAGUAUAACAUUACUGAUGAACGUGCAUCCCUAUAUGAAGCUGCUGAACAGUGGGUGAAUGCACUGAAUGGUCGUGAAUUUCUUGGGGGGACCAAGCCUAAUUUGGCUGAUCUUGCUGUCUUUGGGGUUCUGAGACCAAUUCGUUACCUGAGAUCCGGUAUUGACAUGGUGGAGAAUACACAAAUCGGCGAUUGGUAUGCAAGAAUGGAGAGUGUUGUGGGUGGAUCUUCAAGGAUCAUGACUUAAGACUGCGGGACAUUUGUGGAACUUUUAGCGACUAUAAUUGAAGACUAAUAUUUAUUUAGCAAUACUUGCCCACUUUUUGAUAUAUACGGUUAUGGUCACCCAAUCACAUAUUGUGAAGCGUAUAAAUUGGCCAAAUGUUUUUUUACUAUUCCUCAGGGACUCUUGCUAGCGGUAGAUUAGUCCAAUUUUAUGCUACAGAAUCUAUUUUCUGGACGCAAAUUCCCUGAAUAAACAUUGUGAUACCAGAUACAUGUCUGUUGCCUUUGAGAAGAAUGAUGUAAACAGCAACAAUUUUUUGUUAUCAGAUGAUUAUUGUUAAUUUUGAGA